Messenger RNA from Strongylus vulgaris, 258 nucleotides. The record is from the annotation of a GenBank genome assembly. NCBI's taxonomy places the organism in Eukaryota, Metazoa, Nematoda, Chromadorea, Rhabditida, Strongylidae.
AUGGCCGCACCUCCUGCUACUGAAACUGACAUGAAAACAUUCCGAGAUUUCCUUAUGCAAUACAACAAUGUGACCGAGCAAUGCUUUGCAGCGUGUGUCAAUGACAUGACAACGAGGAAUAUCAGUGAAAAAGAAGAGAAGUGCACUAUGAACUGUCUCGAUAAGUUUCUCAAAAUGACGCAGCGCGUCUCGCUACGGUUCCAAGAGCAUCAGCUUCUUAAUGCGGAGGUUCAAGGCGGCGCUCUCGCUAAUAUUUGA